Messenger RNA from Dreissena polymorpha, 2182 nucleotides. RefSeq lists its product as uncharacterized. Bases 43 to 594 code for a protein of 183 amino acids. Lineage: Eukaryota; Metazoa; Mollusca; Bivalvia; Myida; Dreissenidae. The record is from RefSeq and is a predicted model, not a curated record. The transcript has 2 exons.
GUGGAUCAUGUAAACCAGCUAGGUCCGGUUUCCCAGUUCUGCAUGAAGGUGCAGCAUGCCAAGGACGUGCACGAUGCAGUUCCCUUGGUGCUGCCAACAGUGCCAGAUGUCGUCAGUGAUCCAGGGAUGGUCAUUGGCAAUAUCACUGAAGGAGACCAUGGGGAUCCUGUGUGCGUGGAUGCAUUUCGCGUACAACGGGUGUACGGGGAGUCUGCGGAAGCAGCCAGCCGAGAGGCGGCAGAAGUUGCCCAGGGAGGGGAAAUUGGCCAGGCAGCGCGAGAGAUGGCCAGGUCGGCCACUGGAGAUGGGGCCAAACCGACCGUCGGACAUGUGGAUCCGGCUGAUGUCGCUGCGGCGUACCGCCGGAAGUGUGCGACCGGAUACGGAAUCGCCGCGGGUGACAACCGAGGGGUCGGCGCAUCCGGAUACCGAGUUGCCCCGGACAAAAGAAGGGAGGAUGAAUUUCGAAGGCCUGUUAGGCGUGGCUUAAGAGGGUGGCGACCCUCUAGUUCUCGCCGCUGGGAGCGGUCCCAGCGUUGGAAAUUAGGUUGGCGACCACCAGAGUGUCUAACUUCCAAAAUCUGUUCCGCCUAACAUUGUAAAUGGCGAGGUUAAUUGUUAGUAAAACUAGGAAAACAAUUAAAAAUACAAUAUUCCCCCAAUUUAAACAAUUACAGUAACGUUGCAGUCACAUAAUACUAAACAGCCGUAUGGUCACCUAUUUUUGUGAUCCUCUUUACUACUCUGAUGUUUAAUUACUGGAAACUCUAUCCUAUUCGCGGUGUUGUUAAUGUAUUACGUUGUACGCAGAAUAACAAAAUAAUAGUUCUCUUAAACAUUUUGAUUAAUUUGAUUAGAUUGUUUUGAAUAUAUAUAUAUGUCCUAUUGUCUCAGUUUAAGCCCAGUCUUUUAUUGCAAUAUUGUUGGAACUAUAAACUUGAAAUUAAUCUGAGCAGUGCUCUGCGAAAUGAGGGUUUAAUGAAUAGGCAUAAAGUGUCGUCCCAAAUUAUCUUGUGCCGUCCGCGCUUUACUUCCUGUAAUGUUUGUAUUACCGCGCUAAGUAGUGCUUUGCACAAUCACGGAUGUGUUUGAUUAUUUCCCGUGAAGUCUGGUUUCCCUUAUGGUCGGAUGUGACAUUGUCGGACGACCACUGUCACACUCCAUACUGUUUGUGGCCGGAAGUGGUAUUUCCCGGAAUUGUUCUUUUAAACAAUAUUUGCAGGUCUUUUGAAUUUUUUACGUGACCAUGCUUGACGGCAACUGUCAUGAUGCAUCAAUUUCAUUUUUUGUUAAUGGCCGGAGGUGUUUCCAGGUGCAUGUACACUUUAUUUUGUUUUUAUUUUUGUAAAGUACAUUAUUUCUCAGUGGGAUCUCCACAUUCUAAUACAUAAGGGAAUGUACUUGUUGGACGAAAGCCAACAAUAAUGUUUUUUCUUGAUUAAGUAAUUGUCAGACGAUAGCCGACAAGAAUGUUCUUUUUUAUUUUACUAAUUUGAUGGAAUUUUAAAUAUGCAAGAAACAUAUUGGUCACUAACCGCUAGAAUGCAGCGGUCUGUAUGUACCCCGCUUGGCAAAGGCACUCCUGUGCCUGCGGGAAGGGGGAAAUCAUAGUCCCAUUUGAGUCUCUGUCUUUUCUGCCUUGGGUGCGACUGUACGAUUACCAUGAUGGCGGCGGCCCAAGAGGAGAAAAGUGGGAGGAGUGUAGUGGGUACAAUAGUUUUUGUUUUAUUUUAGUUGUAUUUCCCUCCAGAUAAUGUCAAUAAAAUGAAUUUGUAACAUUAAAAGCAAUUAAAGGUAUUAUACUUGGACAAAAAUAAGAUUAUUUUUAUUCUUAUACUUUUAACCUUUUGCCACUUAGAUAUGUAUUUAACGCAUUCGUAGUCCCUUUGUUAAAAUUCUUGUAUAAUAUAACCAAGAUGAUUUUUAUUGUUGAUAAUGCAUUUCCAUGUGGGGGUGAGGACCUUCUCAUGUGUGCUGCAAAGCGGAUGUAUUUGUCGCAUUUAUGUUAUUUGUUAAAAUUUGUGAAAAUAGGUUGUAAGGUGGGUGCUCCUGUCCAUUCAUUGUGUAGACAAGAAAAGGACAGGAGUUACAGGACCUUGUUUUGAAAAAGAAGGCGAAUUUUUUGGCAGAUUUGUUUUUACACAAUUUUAGGCUUAUAUGCAUCAUCAAAUUAAAAGCAGUC